UUAAAUUCUGGAAAGCAAAUAGAUUUAUACUUGCAAAAUGUGUGAUAAAAAAGAAGCAAGCAAGAGAUAUACUGGGAAGAAUAUCUUGGCUCCUAUGGUUCGAAUUGGUACUUUGCCCUCAAGGCUGCUUGCAUUGAAGUAUGGUGCAGAUCUAGCAUAUUGUGAGGAACUCAUUGAUUUCAGAUUUGCAGAAUGUCACAGAGUUGAAAAUCCCAUACUCGGGACUGUGGACUUCCUACAAGAUAAAGACAGUCGACCAAUGUUUCAAACAUGCUCAGAAGAAAGAGAUAAAGUUGUUUUGCAAAUUGGAACAGCUGAUGCCCAAAGAGCUUUGCAAGUUGCUAAACUAGUGGAGAACGAUGUAUCCGGUAUUGAUGUCAAUAUGGGUUGUCCCAAAGAAUAUUCUACCAAGGGAGGAAUGGGUGCUGCUUUGCUACGGAAUCCAGAUAAAAUAAAAGAGAUUUUGACAACUUUAGUAAAAGGAGUUUCAAUUCCAGUUACAUGCAAAAUCAGGCUACUUCCAAAGCUAGAAGAGACAAUUGAACUUGUUAAACUGAUUGAAAGUACUGGUGUUGUUGCGAUUGGUGUUCACGGCCGUCUUAAAGAGGAAAGACCACGGCAUCCAGUUCAUUCGAAUAUGAUAAAAAAGAUUGCAGAAACAGUUUCACUACCAGUUAUAGCCAAUGGUGGAUCUGAUGAUAUCAUCAAGCAAUAUAAAGAUAUUGAAAGAUUUAAACAACUGACUGGAGCUUCCUCUGUGAUGAUUGCUAGAUCUGCUCAAUGGAACAUGUCAGUAUUUAGGAAGGAAGGAUUGCUUUCUACUGAUGAUGUUGUUAAGGAUUAUCUGAAAUAUGCAAUCAAAUAUAAUAAUCACUUCAUAAACUGCAAGUUUUGUAUCCAAGAAAUAUUGAGAGAUAAACAAGAAAGUCCGAUGGGAAAACAAUUGCGCUCCUCUUCAUCACUCAGAGAAAUUUGUUGUAUAUGGGGUAUGGAAGAGGAAUAUGAUGCUGCAGAAAAGAGAAGAAAUGAAUUGCGGGUUAAACUUGGACUUGUCGAUGAAAAGUCAUUAGAGCCUGAUGCAAAACGAAUAAAGAGAUCUGAUAUUGUGGAGAUGAAUUUUCAAAUUAAAAGAUGUGAAUAUGAUUUGAAAAAGAACAAAACACCCAAAACAAUUUUGUAUGAAUACACACUCAAAGAAGAGUUGAAGCCUCCUUUUUAUACUACGGAAUGUCGAAGUACAGAUAGACACUUUCAAUCAAUUGUUACUGUAAAUGGGAAAAAAUAUAAAACAACAUCAUGAGGGAACGAUGGACACAACAACAACACUUGAACCAACCAAAACGCAAACUAAUAUAUAGGAUUUAAAACAGAAAUCAUAUGCCCACUCAUCACACAAACGCUAAGAUGUCUCAAUGUCAUCGAUUGUUAUAUUUUUGUAAUAUAUUCUAAUUAUAUCUUUACACAAAACAUAACCAAAUAAUAAAAAAAUAACACCGUCAAUACUGACAUGUCUCAAUUUUCUAGGUUAUUAUAACAUAAUAUUUUAACACAUACUAAUUCUUCGAAUGACCCUGAACUUUAGAAAUAUAUUUAAGUUUUGAAUUUUUUUUUUCAAUAUUACCGAUAACAUGAUUUUGGCAAUGAAAUAAGCAUAGGAAAAUGUGAAGGAAAACGGAUUUCAGUUAAUAAUUUUUAACACUUUCUCAAUUCAGAAAAUAUUUAAAACAAAAAUCUCUUUAUUUUGCUUUCCGAAAAUAUUCUCAAUAUCCUACUAUUUUUACCACUUUUUUUACGCCCCCAAAAAUAUAAAAAUUGAAAAGAUUUUCAGAAUUGAAUUUAAAAUGGUUGAUUACCGGUAAUCAGUUUUCGUCAAUCAUGAAUGCUGUUCUGAUUACUUAUUUCACAAUUUGCAGAAUACUUGUUUAAUCAAGCUAAAUUUAGUUUUUGCAAUAAAGGUUUAUUUGUUUAGCGGGAUAUUUAUUUAUAGCUUGAAUAAAUUGAUCAUCAAUAUUUCGCUUAAUUUUACUGAUUUGACAUGAUAAUUGAUGUAAUUCUUGAUAUAGAUGAUGCCCAUCUCACACAAUGUAUACAAAUAUGACAGAAAAUUCUUACGCAAAUUUGACAUUGGCGGCAAUGGUCAAAUUCAGAGAUAAAUUAACCAAACCUAUCUUAUGUAAUCAUUAAAAAUAUCUUUUUGUAAACAAUUGCCAAGUGGUGGGGUGGUACCAAAUUGUUUAUAUUUUUGUUUGUUUGUUUUUUUAUUAUUAGAUCAAUAUCUAGUUUCAGUUGCCCAUAUUUAUUUAUAUGUUUUGACAUUUUUUUUUGAAAUUAUCUUGCAAGAGGUGAUAGAGAUCAUUUAUAUUUCCAGGUUUAUAAUACAUCUAAAUAUUUGUAUUUAUUUGCAAAUAGCUGUAAACUUCAGGAUGUAUACAUAUGAACACAUUUCAGUAGUACAUGAAUGUUACUUCCAGUAGUUCAAUGAACGAUGCAAAUUUAAAAAAAAACUUUGAUUUAAUGUGCAUAUCUCUUAAGCACACUUUGCUCUAAUAUUGCAAUUCAUUGUCUGCGUUUUUCCAGAACAGCAUCAAUUGGAUUAGCAUGUCUCAUAUAUUCAUACGUUUUUACAAUAUUGCUUACUUCUGAAAUCCGUAUGCAACCUGUCCAAAAUGCGUUGAAGAUGUUGAAAUAUAUUUCAAAAAACCAACACUAAUUCAACUAUUACAUUUUUAAACAGCCAAAGUAUGUUCCACACUAAUGGUGACAUUCAAAGUUUCCUAUAUUCUCAGAAAAAUUUCAACCAACCUUGGGCACAUAUGUGCGAAAUUCGAAAAUUUGCAUUUAAUCUUUAUGAAUUUCACGCUUCAGAACCACUUUUAAUUAAUUAGCCAUUGUAUAUUUUGUCUUGACGUUUCAGUAUUGAUAGGUAUGCACCUCUUGCUUGUUUAUUAGUUUAUAUUAACUGGGUGUUUGGUUUAUUAUUACUGUUAUGGUGCCAUGUUAUCGUAUGUUACCAUCUGGAUAACCAUGUCGCUUGUGUGGUCAAAACACUUCUUCAGGUGAGUGGUUGUCGUAUUGUCUUGUAACGGAAUUUUUAUUGAAAGUUCAAUUUUGACCAAGCAAGUACGUUGGAUAAUUUUUUUUUGAUGAAUCUUACUUUUCUGUGGGCGAUGCUUGAUGUAAUUUACUACCCAAUAUUUAAGAUGAAAAUAUUACGAUUUUGUUAAUAAUGUAUUGUUCACAAAUUCUAAUAAUAGCAAUCUUCUAUAUGAUGAAUUGUAAAAAAUGCUCCUGUCACAGAUGACAUUCUGCGGCUUUUAUCAUUAUAACAUGGCGAUGAUGGAAACCCAGAAAUAUGUUAGUUUUCAGACUUCCGUUUUUUUAGUCUUUAAACUAGCUAGUUUAACAGGCUGGAAUUAUUUGUUUACUGCAAUAUGUGAAUUGAGUAUCCCGGUGUCGCUUUCAAUCGUUGGAAUAGAGAGAACACCUCACCCACGUAUGAUUGGUAACAACUGUUGCUCUUCUUCCCUAGAUGUCUGUAAUUGAUGCUUGGAUAGCUUUGUACAUGUAGGCGUGGGUGGUUCUGAAUUUCUCAUAAAAAUAUUUUUACUACGAAUCCUUAGAAUUAUUUUGAUUAUUUUUCUAUUUUGAAACUCUUUACUUUCGUUUAUAUCGUGGUUUGUUUUUUAUAUAAAGAUAUAAGUUGAUAAAAACCAUAGCUGUUUUGUAAUUUACACUAUUUACUUGGUUUGAUUUAACAAUAUACGCCUGUCCCAUAUUUUCUGACGUCUUGUGUAGGUGUUUUGUUCCGGUUUUUGUUUGGGUGAAAUAUUUUGUUUUAGUUAUUUAUAUUUUCACUUUCGAUUUAUGAACAUGAUUUCCUACGAAUUAUUCUUUCCUCCUACUGAUGUUUUCCGACCUCAUCUGACAUUCUCCGCCAUAGCUUCAAUGUCAUCAAUUGCCUUGUUGUGGUGGCGUACUAUAUUGUUACACUACCAAACUUUCCAUGCUGUAAAAAAUAUGGAAAUGUUUAAUUUUGGGCGCACACGAAUUAGAGUCAUUUACCAACUAUAGCUUGUAUCGUUCAUUAUGUGAAAUUUUUUUUAUCAACGUUUUCAUGAACUAUCUACGAUAGUUUAGUAAAACACCAUAACGAUCCCCAAUACAGUUCAGUAUAAUCACCUUAUUUAUUUUGUAAUUCCAAAUCCAAAUUUUAUUUUUCUUUAUGGGGUGGGCGUCGAGUUGAAAUAACACCAAUUAACCCUCGACGCACAUUUUAUUUCGUCAGCAGCCGCUCGCUUGUUCAUUAAAUGCAAGAUCCUAACCAUAAGUCAAAUCUCGCGUGCAUUGUCUUCCUUUUAAUCUUCCUAAUCCUGUUUCGCUUUCGCAAUUUUCAACAUUGUCGUCAACAAAUGCUCUUACUUUUAAACUAGUAUUGCCCAUGUAGUGGACGCCCAUUAUUUUCAUAUCGGACGUACAUGUUACUGCUUGAACAAGUACUGAACUUGGAUAAAAUGAAUCAAUUCGGAUGCGUGUAUCGUGCGCCCGAAUUAGUCAUCGCACGCGCGUGGUCUUUUUUCCUGCAAGGGCGUUGAUGAAUCAGUUGAUGCCUUGCGACGAAUGAUUACGUUCGUUUCCAGUAAUUUACUUGUUAUUCGGUCUGUUUUUAGCACAACAAGAUUUAGUGUUCGCAUUUUUUUACGCAACAAUUAUUUGUCGAUUUUUGCAUUUCGAUGUUUUAUUAAUGAGAUUCCAAGAAACCGUUGAAUUGUGGUUCGUUGUAUCUAUAUUUUAAGGACACAUUAAUGAUGUUUCUGGCAUUUUUGGUUGGUGAAAUAUUAAAAAAGUCAUAGAGGGGUGUCAAAAUGACCCAGGAACACCGGGGGUUAUUAGGCUAAGACAUUUACGAUCCGCCGUAAGAUUAUUGUUUGAAAAAAAGCAAACCUCGCAUACGAUUAUAUAAUAAAAUUAUUCGCAGUACGACUUUCUGGUUGCAAUAUCUGUUUAAAGAUUUGUUUAUGAUCGCCUAUUGUGUAACGGGACUGGAGCCCCGCGUAAGCGCCUCAGAUAUCCCGAAUGGUUCCAUAAACCAAUGCCGUAAUUGAAAUAUUCAUUUUCCUCAACCAAAAGACUUGUCAAGCUCUAAUAUCGUUGAAUGUACCUUGUGUAAUGAAUAAUCGAAACCUGUGUUGUAAAAUCCAAAUCCGACGAGGCUUCGUGGUUAUUGAUGGCGGUAUAUUUGGUCUCUGUGUAACCGCGAAAUAAUGGAUUCCUGUAGCAUACAUAUAAUUUUCCCAAAAUAUUCGUACCCUUUAAUAUCGCCUAUAACUCGAUUAAAUAGAAUGCAUCUUGGUGAAAAUAGCAGUUUCGUACUAUCCAAAUAAACUGUCGACAGAUAGAUAACCUCAUUAUUCUCGCUGCUUCAAAUCAAAAUGACCUCGAUGGGCCAGUUAAACAGAUAUUUCUGUCACGUCAUGCAUACCAAAACACAGAAGAAAAAAAUUACAAGGAUCACAAAUCUAAACUAAAUAACAAAACGUGGCCGUGCGAGGUUUCGCGUGCUAGAUUUCGAACAUUUUUAUUAAUAUAUUAAAUUUCGAUCAUUAUCCAAGAACUUACCUAAGGUUCUAAGUGUAUAUAGUGUGUAAAUUUUAGUGUAUAAUUCCAAUCGCAAGUUUAUUUUGGUUCAUUUCUGCAACGAUAUUAUCACUGCUUGGCGGCGCAUGCCGUUAGUCCCGGACUAUUAUCAUCGUGUAUAUUUGUUUAUAAAUGUAAAGCAUUUCGAGUCGAUUCUCCACCAAGUCGUUCAGUGGCUUAACAUGUUUUAAGCUACUAGUUCUGUGUAUAUAUUUUAUAUCAUAAUUUGAUUUCACGCACUUUCUGUGGAACGGUUAUCAAUUCAAUAUGGGAAUACUGGCGUAUAAGUUCGGUGUUCAUUUAUAAAGUAUCAAGUAGUGUAUCUCAUGAAUUUGUGCGAUGUAUCUUUCCGUGGCUUGUUUGCUAUUGUUUCUAUUAACAUACCACUGAGGGUUCAUCCAACUCCAUCAAAACUCAUGUAACAUGUCAGGAUUAAGACGAUAGCAGUCUUGUGAAAAUAUUAAUAUCUUAUAUUAAUAUCGUGAUAUGGCCGGAUACAUUAGAAAGGUCAAUGCUGUUACAAAUUUUUGUGGUCUUAUCACCUUGUCCUAUUAUAUGAUUUUUUUAUUGUUAUUUCUUUCUUUUUAACGUUUUUGAGAAAAAAAAAAUUUGAGAUUAAAGCGAGUUGGCAACGCCCAAAACCGCCCUUGAAAAAUAUAUUUUAAAAAAUGUUUAUUCAAUAUUGAUUUUCCCGGUUUUCGUUUUAAAUCAAAUUUUAUAACCCCACCUUCCAUUAUAUACAAAUAUAAUAUUAUAUAGGGAAAGAAACAAAAAACUUGCGGAACAGAGUGCUGCCAUUGUUUGUCUAAGAACGCUUGGAAUCGACGAUGGAAGGAUGGCGCCAAUAGACAGAAAAGUUCCGUCUCAGAGUACAACUCGUCCGAAGUUUGUGAAGU
Molecule: messenger RNA, 6530 nt
Organism: Styela clava
Lineage: Eukaryota; Metazoa; Chordata; Ascidiacea; Stolidobranchia; Styelidae
Source: RefSeq, a predicted model, not a curated record